UCCGGUGCUACUAGUGCAGAUGUUGACAGGACACACAGAGUGAAACACAGCAUCUUCACACCUUCACGACUGGACUGUUUCUGAAAAACUACGCGCUUCACGUUCAAUAUGGGGAAAGUUGAAGGCGGAAUGAAAUGCGUGAAAUAUCUCCUCUUUGUUUUCAACUUUAUGUUCUGGCUGAUGGGCUCACUGGUGUUGGCCGUAGGACUCUGGCUGAGACUUGAUCCAAAUACUGUGUCUCUGUUGGGAGAGGGUGGACCAGAGACCUUCUUCAUUGGUGUCUAUAUCCUCAUUGCAGCUGGGGGUCUGGUGAUGCUGGUGGGCUUCUUUGGAUGCUGCGGUGCCGUGAGGGAGUCUCAGUGCCUUCUGGGAUUGUUUUUCGCUUGUCUGCUGACCAUCUUCGGAGCAGAAGUUGCAGCAGGCGUGUUCGGCUUCCUAAAUAAAGACAAGAUAAUUGAGGAAGUAAAGACUUACUACGACAAUUCUGCGAAAGACUCUAACGACAACAAUACAAUCAUCCAGUCCUACCACAGAGUUUUAAACUGUUGCGGUUCACCCUCAACAAGCUCCAGUUUGUGUCAAGACAUCGCAUCAAACCAGACAGUGAAGUGUGACGUGGCCAUCGAGGAGUUUUUCAACGGUAAACUCUUCAUCGUGGGAUAUGUAGGGAUUGGAAUUGCCGGUGUCAUGAUUAUUGGCAUGAUCUUCAGUAUGGUGCUGUGCUGUGCGAUCCGGAACAGCAGGGAUGUGAUCUAGCACCCCACCUGGACUUGACCUUUCACCUUUGACACUUAAGCCGGACUUUCACAUCCACAUUCCGAAUUUCAAGUGUUCCACUUCCACCCCAUAAACUCAGGAGCAAAAAACAUAUCCACUUUGAUAUUUCAGUUCACCUCCCGAUGGUUAGUCCAGCCUCGGUUAUAUUUACUUUAUCACAUUGCUGGAUUGUAUUUAUUUAUGCCUGCUGGUUAGGUGCAUAUUACAAAACCAACAAAAAUACGAUGAGCCAUUCUGUUGUUAUGAAAUAUCUUUCACAUAAUCCAAAUGUAGAUGUGGAUUUAAAUGUAAGAGCCCCCCGAUCAACUCUCCCUCCAAACCAAGAGCUUUGCAUGGAUCUACUGCUAUUCCUGGCAGUUGCUGCGUGGCAUCACAUGUCAGAUAAAAAUAUUAUGUAAUGUGAAGCUGGGGUCGUGUGGCAUGCCUAUGGCCAGUGGGUUUGAUGGUAAAAACAUACCUCUUACCCAGAGAAAUGUUUAUACACAAGCAUGGUCUUCAAACCCAAAAAACAUGCACUCACGUAUUGCCAAUUUAGAAAAUUCGAUUUAGAAAACAUUUCAUCCAGUUUUGUUCACCUCGUAUUCUUUUCAUCUUACAGUUCCUGUGUUUAGCAUUAAGAGUCACACUUACAUCUUACUGACGUGAUGACGUGAUCAGGUUUCUGUUGUAGAGUUAUCUGCAGUUCAUCUGCAACCCCCCACUGAUAAUGGUACAGCCCGCUAUUCUUGGGCUUCAUGGAGGCUAAUCUUCUUCUUCACAUGUGGUGUAGAGUUGCCUGGUUAUUUUACGUCUAUAACUAAGUAAAGACUCUAGACUAAAGCACAGUGGCACACUGUGAAAACAAAAGGACAGUAAACAAAACAAAUCAUGAAUAUAUGAAUUCAUUAAACAUGACUGUAAAAUGCUUGAUUCAUUAUACAAUUGAUUCAUACAAUUUCAAGCAGUGUUUUGCAGUGUGACAUGCUUUAAUUAAUUCAAAAUAAUAUAUUUUUUUAUUUAUGUACAACUGAACGCAUAUUAAGGCUGAAAGUGUCCAUUUUUUUAAAUUAAUUGUAAUAGCAAAAUCAGCCAUCGAUGUGUCUAGAUACUUAAAUGUGCUGAUAGCACCACAGUGUUCAAUUUGUGUACAAAUCAAUCUUCAAAUGGCUUAUUUAUUGUUGUCUCAUAUAUUAACGCUGCAAUCUGUAAUCUAUGUUGGUUAAAAACAGACUGUAAAAAAAGUAGGACGACGCUUUCUUCCAUUGUCAUGAAUUAAGCGUAAAACGUCCGAUGAUGGGCGCUGACAUGUGACGUAAAAAAAGUUAAGAGCCUGGGCCUGCGCAAAAUGAAUCGUCAAACUUCUCAUUUGACUGCCCUGUACCAAAGGCUUUCAAAAAGAAGGUAAAUACAACAACUAACGACUUAAUCGUUAGAAAUCGAAAAUUAAUCGUUGGUUUUAUCUUCAAUCUCCUCUUGAAGCUCUGACAGUCCGAAGCUGUCAAUCACAACUGUCAUUCAUAAGGACACACGCCGUUUUUAUAGCAUCAAAUUACUAGAUAAAAUCAAACUUACCACAAAAACGAACAAUUGACAUAUAUCAGCGUGAUAACAACUACCUUCAAUGAGCAAAACCAUCUUUCGUAAACUUUUAUUAGAAGUGUAAUUUAUUUUUUAUCUUGACUGAAGUCCUAUUCGUUUACAUGGAGAGGGCGGUGUUUAUGACCUGUACUGCAUCCAACCACCAGGGGGUGAUCAAAGAGCCCGCAGCUUCACUUUUCAGGACGUGUUAAAAAUAAACAAAAAUUAGUUAUUGAGUAUAAAAGGUCAGUGUUUAAAAGUGUCUCCUUACUCCAAAUCACAAUGAUAAGCUUACAAUAAUAAUUUAUUAUUUGAGCUGUUGGGUACUAUUUUUCGGGAAAUGUCAGAUGCCAUUUGAUUUCAAUUCUAGUAACAUGCCAUUUUAAUUUUUUAAGAAAGAUGGCGAUAUAGAGGCAAAAGUUACAAAUUGCAGCUUUAAAUAUAUGUAUUUUAACAUAAAAACGCACACUUCAGCUUUACUUGAGAGACUACAUGGAUUUGAACUUGUUGAUCAAUAUACUGUAUUUGUCACACUGCAGGGCUGUUCAAAUAAAGCAAAAAACCUGAAAGAUCAUUUCAAUUUGUGGAAAAAUUGUGAAAUGGUCAUUUCUAACUUAUGGUCAAACUUUACUGAAUUGAAAUUGACUUGGUUUAGUCCUAAAUAAUUGGAAGUCGUUUCAUGGAACAUAUUGUGUACAUAUCUGUUCUCGCUGUUGUAGUUAUCAUAAAGAUUUGUUUUGUGCGGUUAAUUUGUAUAGAGGUAGCUUUGGCCAGUGUACAGUGAAUUUUGUUUCAUUAUGCUUUGAAUUUUUAAUAUUAAGGUGCUCUUUUUAUUUAUCCGAAAAGACAUCUUAAUAUUUUUUUGAAAGAUGCGUCUCAAGAUGUGUUCUGGAAAGGGAUUUGUUAAAUUAUUUUUCUCAUUGUUAAUUUAUAAUGCAUGGGCAGCCGUUGGUUGGUCAGAUAUUUCUGCUGGUGCAUCACUGCUGAAGGUCAAGUUAAAGUGGCAUUAGAGUAGAAACGGUAGUUUAACAAACAGUAACAUACGUCAUACACAAUGUUACUGUAGAUCUGUAUUGUUCUAUCAACCCAGUUAAAGGGAUACUUCACCCAAAAAUGAAAAUUCUGUCAUCAUUUAUUCACCUUCGAGUUGAUCCAAAUCUGUAUACAUUUCUUUGUUCUGAUGAACACAUAUUUGGAAGAAUGCUUAUAGUUUAACUAUUAUAACCAGACAGAUUUUUUUGGGUGAAGUAUCCCUUUAAACCGCGGUUGUUCAAAACAUGUAAAAACGCAUGAAACGUGUAGUGUAACUUUUCUUUAGGGGCUUUGUGUGUUAUUCCUACAAUUUGUGUAAACAAUGUAGAGAUGUUUUGUACUGUAAACAUAAAUAACAGUUUUUGGACGUUUUUUUAUGCUGGUGUUCACAUAUUGUGUGUUUAAUUUAUUUUUUAAAGAGUCAAAACAGCAUUCAGGAUUCUCAGGAACAUUGCUGCCCGAAAACAAUAAACUACUUUGAAGUUUCUGAUUGUUGUGGAUUUACAUUUUUAUACUGUAGCUUUUUCUUUGUCUCCUAUUGUAGUAGCCCAACCUGCUA
This is a messenger RNA of Triplophysa rosa, 3925 nucleotides long. RefSeq names its product tetraspanin 2b (gene tspan2b). The coding region runs from base 109 to 756 and encodes 215 amino acids. The record is from RefSeq and is a predicted model, not a curated record. Gene Ontology annotation, cellular component: membrane. The transcript is spliced from 8 exons. NCBI's taxonomy places the organism in Eukaryota, Metazoa, Chordata, Actinopteri, Cypriniformes, Nemacheilidae.